Verruconis gallopava is the source of this 1034-nucleotide messenger RNA. RefSeq names its product peptidyl-tRNA hydrolase. The coding region runs from base 71 to 646 and encodes 191 amino acids. Gene Ontology annotation, molecular function: peptidyl-tRNA hydrolase activity. The transcript has a single exon. The record is from RefSeq and is a predicted model, not a curated record. NCBI's taxonomy places the organism in Eukaryota, Fungi, Ascomycota, Dothideomycetes, Venturiales, Sympoventuriaceae. Gene Ontology annotation, cellular component: cytosol; mitochondrion.
UGCUAGAGUGCACAGCCGACCCCUCUCGCUCUUCAUCUUUCCGCAAUUCCAGCCAAAUACCCUUCUUCAAAUGGCUAAUCUCGCAGAGCUCCGAAAACCCCUUGCAUACGUCCUUUUAGGCGUUCUUACGGGCUUCUUCCUUGGCCGCAUCAGUGCAACGACUAUUUCGCCUGCAAACGCGCUCCACACUCCCACGAAAGCAGGGAAAGCAAAGGCUGAAGACAGCAUCGAGAGUGAUUCAGAAGGAGAGGGAGACGAGCAGGGCGAACUUGGCGAUUUUAAAGGUUCCAAUGAAGAAUGCAAGCUGGUGCUCGUCGUGCGCACCGACCUAGGAAUGACCAAAGGAAAGAUCGCAGCACAGUGCUCCCACGCGACGCUGGCAUGUUACAAAGCCUUGAAGGCAGCCAACUCGCCUAUAUUGACGCGUUGGGAGAGAAUGGGGCAAGCAAAAGUUACAGUCCAGGCUAAGAGUGAAGAUGAACUACUGCUGCUGCAGGCGCAGGCUGUUAGUUUGGGUCUUUGUGCCAGGAUCAUACACGAUGCAGGCAGGACGCAGAUUGCAAGCGGGAGCGCGACGGUACUUGGAGUCGGGCCAGGCCCAAGAAGCGUGGUUGAUGCAGUUACGGGCGGCCUGAAAUUGCUAUGAAUCAGAGGCAGAUUACGGAGUUUGCCAGUAGGGUAGAUCUCUUCAGAGAUCCGGCAGCAUGGACUUGAAAUGUCCACAUGUGCAGGCCCUCUACUUCUGUAAGGUCUGUCACCGCCGUGCAGGCUAAGCAUGCACUUUCAUCGUAAGAAGCGAUGAGCAGGACAGUGUAGCCAUAGACAACAUUCUAUGCAUGGACGGCAUAGAUCAAGGACGGGCGAUGCACCUCGGAGGAAUAGGCUGUGGGCAACAAUACAUAUCUGCGACCUUGUACAGACCAUGUUCUCCGUCAGCGAACUCCCACCUGCCCAUUCGCGUUGUUACGAAUCAGAACUUUUCAAAGAGCCAACUUGAUUCUAUCAUUACAAAUUGCAAUAUCGACGUUUGAGUC